Molecule: messenger RNA, 801 nt
Organism: Solanum pennellii
Lineage: Eukaryota; Viridiplantae; Streptophyta; Magnoliopsida; Solanales; Solanaceae
Exons: 1
Coding region: 102-704 (200 amino acids)
Source: RefSeq, a predicted model, not a curated record
UCACAUUUGACGAAAUCGACCGUUACAUAAUUUCAAAUCCGAAAGGACCGUUAAAAAGGAGGGCUCCUCUUCAUUCACUCUCCCCAAAUCCCAAAGCUCCAAUGGAGAGCAACAGUUCAAUCAUGGAAUCCAAGCCCUCACACCCACUUCACCAAAUUGCAGAAACCCCAACUCACAAGUUGCUUCUCAAACAAUGGCUGAAAGAAGAAGAACUCAUCCUCAACAGAAUCGCUACCAAAGAAACCCAAAUCGAUUCCGUCCGAAAUGAAAUCACUCAGCUCUACUGCAUUUUCUUCCUGUUCCAUUCGAUUUCCCUUAUGCUUUUAUUCAGUGCUUCCUCCAAAUGGGCUUCGAAAACUGGGCUCUGCCACCGUUCAUGGAUCCCGUCAAUCUGUUCUCUCCUCUGUUCUAUGGGUAUUAUUUGGGCUGUUAGGUACAAGACGGAUACAGAGAGUCACUUAGAGAAACUGUUGGAAAGAGAGAAAGAGGAUGGGAAAUUACUGGCGAAGUGUGUGGAGGAGCUGAAGAGAAAAGGGAUGGAAUUUGAUUUGUUGAAGGAAGUUGAUGCUCUUAGGAGGGCUAAGAGCUUGAGGGUUGAAGCUAAGGUGGUUCGAAAAUGGUCAGCUAGAGACUUUGUGUCUCUGUUUUUCUUCUCUGUUACUUGUCUGGUACUCGCUUUAACCAGGACCAUUUUGUGUAAUUGAUACUUACUACAACUGAAUCGGAAAUUAAUUGUGGGGAAGUUGCAGAAUAUACUCUUCUGCAUUUUAUAUUUUAAUUUGAUUCUUAUUUGGCGAUGAA